UGAAAUAUGCGGAGAAGAAAUGGAAUGAGACAUUUCAACUGGUUCGUAGGUGCAUGGAUAAGUCCAGAGGUGACCCCAAACCCUGUGAGCCACUGGUUAGAUGUCUGAAAAGACUCCAUGAAGUACUCAAUGUGUCAGUGUCCACUCUGAGUUGCAUGGUGUCCCGUUUGGAGAUGGUCGCCAAACAAAGAGGAAUGGGGUCCUACCUGAGUCCCAGUGAGACCACCUGCUACCUGACGGCCGACCUGUUCUACCUGGAGGUGCUGCUCCUGACAGGUGGAGGGGUGGAGGAUGUUAAAGUGGCCCAGCAUGGAGAAGCUCCUGUGUCAAGUGAGUCCCUUCUAAAGCUGCUGAGGUCACAGAGAUUUGAAGAAUUCUCGGGGAAGCUUGAAGGCCUUGCGUCCCUCUACAACAUACCCGGAGACAAUGAGACCAAAGUCAAGAUAUUCACAUCGCUGCAGCACCUAGGGAGAGAUCUGCAGAAGAUAUCACAUUUGCCAAGAGCACUGAAGGAGUAUGAUCCUCAAGUGGACAUCAUUCUCAAUGGCAGACUUGGGUAUCUGACUGUGGGCAGAGAAGGCUGUCCAAUGAGCAUUCAGUUCUUCGUGAGUCCUUCAGACAUCCUCCUGGGGUUGUUAGGACCAGAGAGAGAGAGUGUUGGCCAGGUGACUCUGGUGACAGUGGGACCCAGUGAGUCCACCCACAAACUCCAGAUGACAUCACUGCUCCCACAACCACCUCAGCUUGACUCUCAAGGUGACCCAGUGUUCAGCCCUCUGAGUGAGGCGACAUGUGAGGCUCUGCCCGCCUACUUCCUUCUUAAGCUGCAACAGCCGCUGCCUGUGCUCUCUGCUUUUAUCAACAAGAUCAACCAAAUCACAGGUGUUGCCAUACCAGAACCCGACCUGCAGUGGGCGCCCUUACCCCAGUUGCUGAUGGAGUUAUCAGGGGCAGGGGGAAAGGACGGGGGUGAAACAUUAUCUGGGCCAGAGUCAGACACCUUCUUCAUUGUGUCGCUUCCUGGCGAAGUGCACAGCUAUGUGGUCCCAGGCACUGCAUGGGCUGGAGGGACUGGUAAAGGGGCCAUGGUGGGCAGCAUCCCCUUCACCCACCCUGCCCACGUCCCUGCCCUGCUGGAAGUCCUGCGCCAUCAGUGUACCAUCAACACCCUGCUGGCCAGCUGUGGGACCGCGACCCGGCGCAGCCCAGGAUCGGCGUGUGAUCUGUACUGCGAGGUCCUUCCAGUGUGCGAGUCCAGCUUCUCUGUGACCUUUCACCUUUCUGAGAGUGACUCUCUUGCUGUGUUGGUUGUAAAUGUGGAAGACCCCCAACAUCUUAGAUGCAGCCUGUUUGCGUCAGGAUUAGAACACUCACCCAUGGAUGAAUAUAUCUCUAAAGUCCUAAAGAGAUGUCUGUCCAUCCCGGUGACCAUGAGGGCGUUAAAUGGGAAGCUGGACAAAAGAAUGAUUCCCCAGACUCCGCCCGCCCGUGUCACUCCCCUGGCAGGUGCCACUUCGUCUGUCCUCGUGUCCCUGGACGCCGUCAGCCCCAGUGUCACUGAACCCGGCCGUGUCCAGUCUCCUCCCUCCGCCACCAUCUCCCAGAGUGUACCUGGAGCAGAUGCCAUGGCUGCGGUGUCUGCCUCCGAGUAUUAUCUCAUGUCUGUAACCGCAUCUCAGCCUGUUUCUGAUUCCAAUACAAGCCUUCCUGCCAACCCUUACCCCUGUGUCUCUGUGGGUGUGUGUCCUUCGCACUGGAUAGCCAGCAGCAACCACCUUCCAGAACUCAUCUAGGGGUCUUAGUGUGUAGCGUGUGAACCACAAAGGA
Messenger RNA from Hypomesus transpacificus, 1827 nucleotides. RefSeq lists its product as uncharacterized. The transcript is spliced from 16 exons. Gene Ontology annotation, cellular component: mediator complex. Gene Ontology annotation, biological process: cellular response to thyroid hormone stimulus; regulation of transcription by RNA polymerase II. Bases 54 to 1793 code for a protein of 579 amino acids. The record is from RefSeq and is a predicted model, not a curated record. Lineage: Eukaryota; Metazoa; Chordata; Actinopteri; Osmeriformes; Osmeridae. Gene Ontology annotation, molecular function: nuclear thyroid hormone receptor binding; nuclear vitamin D receptor binding; nuclear retinoic acid receptor binding.